AUGGCACAAAAGAAUGUGGUCGUCGUUGGUGCCGGAGUAGCUGGGUUGACCACGGCGCUCCUUUUGUCGAGAAAGCCAGGAUAUAAAAUUGUGGUAGCAGCGAAGCACAUGCCCGGCGACUACGAUAUCGAAUAUGCUUCACCCUGGGCUGGAGCGAACUAUAUGCCUGUUUCUGUUCGUGGUACCGAUGCUGCAGAAUGGGAUAAAGCAACUUGGGGACCUCUAGAGGAUCUGGCGCGGAAUCACCCUGACGCUGGGGUGCAUUUCCAAGAAUGCGAGAUCUACAGUCGCAAGAAAGAUCUCGGCACGGCGACUGCAACCUGGUUUGCAGAACUGCUUUCUCCGAAUCCGUGGUUCAAGGAUGUGGUGCCUAGUUUCCGAGUCCUCCCCAAGGAAUCUCUUCCUUCCGGGGUCGAUAGUGGGACAGUGUUCACUUCGGUGUGCAUCAACACAGCGAUAUAUUUGCCAUGGCUGGUCUCGCAGUGCCUCAAGAACGGAGUGGUCUUCAAACGAGCAGUCUUCAAACACAUCUCACAUGCAGCUUUGCCGGAUGUUCAUCCAUCCAAGAAAGUCGACCUCGUCGUCAACUGUACAGGCCUGAUGGCGUGCAGAUUGGGCGGCGUCGAGGACAAAUCUGUGGUGCCGGCUCGGGGACAGAUCGUCGUCGUACGCAAUGACGCCGGCAAAAUGGUUGACGUUUCCGGUACCGAUGACGGAGAGGAUGAAGCUGGGUAUAUGAUGACUCGUGCGGCUGGAGGAGGAACCAUCCUUGGUGGAUGCUAUCAGAAGGGCAACUGGGAUUCCCAGGUUGACCCAAGUCUUGCUGUGCGGAUCAUGAAGCGAGCAGUCCAGUUGAAUCCUGCCUUAACUGGAGGUAAAGGUAUCGAACACCUCGAUAUUGUGAGGCAUGGGGUAGGAUUAAGACCCGUGAGAGAGGGAGGUACAAGGAUCGAAAAGGAGAAGAUUGGUGGCACUUGGGUCGUGCAUAACUACGGCGCCGGAGGAGCAGGAUACCAAUCGUCUUAUGGAUGUGCUGAGGCGGCGGUGAAGCUGGUUGAAGAGGCCUUGCAGCCCCGACCACGGCUGUAG
Molecule: messenger RNA, 1089 nt
Organism: Exophiala spinifera
Lineage: Eukaryota; Fungi; Ascomycota; Eurotiomycetes; Chaetothyriales; Herpotrichiellaceae
Exons: 6
Coding region: 1-1089 (362 amino acids)
Molecular function (GO): FAD binding; D-amino-acid oxidase activity
Source: RefSeq, a predicted model, not a curated record